AUGGAAAUUACUGAGACAAGCUAGUUAAGAGAAAUCAGGGUUAUCUCUUUGAGAAAUAAAAAUUUAUCAUACUGCUUAGAAUCAAUGCUUGAUUGCUACAACCUUACUAUUGCUUAUCUACAAGGAAACUAAAUAUAAACAAAGGAUUUAUUUUUCCUAAGCAGGUUUAAACACCUAUAAAAAAUUGACCUUUCAAACAAUAACAUAUCUCAGCUUCCUUCAAAAACUGUAUUCUAUGCAAUGAAAAAUCUCAAAAUCGUCUAUCUUCAUGAUAACCUAAUAGCAGAAUGGGCUGAUAUGGAAAAUCUAACAGGACUUUCUAAUAUAAGACAUCUUACACUUUUUAAUAAUCCAUGUGCUUAAAUAUCAGGCUAUCGUCACUAUAUGGUUAACAGCAUUUAAAGUAUUUAAGCAUUAGACUUACACAUAGUAACUGAUGAGGAAAGAAACAGCAAGUUUAUAUCUCAAAAUUGCAGAGUAGACGCCUCUGAUAGAUUUUAAUCUCUUAGUGACUAUAUGAAACUCAAGAUGCCUAAUUAUUUUCAAAGUUCUACUGCUGAAGAACAUUUAAUGAGACUCGACAUUGAUGUUUACUAAUUAUGCAGAAUCUAUGAAAAGAACUCCCCAAUAAUUGCAAUCUAAAGAACUUUUAGGGGAUACAGAGAGAGGAAAACUGUUAAAAUCAUUAAGAAAAGCAGAGAUGAUGCAGCUACUAAGGUUUAGAAAAUAUUUAGAGGGUGGUUUCUAAGACUUAAAAGUAGGAGAGAAUUAGAAAAUUUCGCAAUAGAUUCUGGCUUAUCUCACUUGCUUUUAUCCUAACAGCAAUUAAGAGAACUAAGAGCAGCCCUACUUCUUUAGAAGUAUGGAAAGAAAUUUAUCAUGAAUUAAAAACGAAAGAAGCUUUAAUUCCAAAAAGCUAUUAGAAUUUAGGCUCUUAUUAGAGCAUUUAUUUUAACUAAGCGAUCGUGGGUUGAUGCAUUUGAUAUAUAUUAAAAUCCUCCUUUGUUGUAUUAUCAGAGAGAAUAAGCUCCACUUUUGUAAUCAAUGGGCUACUCAGAUGAGUAUGUUAAUCAGGCUAUUUGCACUAAAUAUUUAAGUAUCAGAUUAAGAGACCCAUCUUUGGUGUAAUUAACCGAUAAACCUCUUACUAAUUUUAUCCGAAUGUUCUCUUUAAACACAUAGCUUAGAUUCAACAAGCCUUUGUAAAAUGGAAUGACUGAUGUUAUGCCGCAUCAUUUUUAUUCUAAUAGCAUAAAUGGAGACCCUAAUCAGAAGAGAUAAUUCAAAAUAUUAAAAAACAGGACUAGAUAUAACAAGGAAAAAUAUAUAAAUCAGCAAAAGAAAAUAAGAAAGAGGCUUAGAAAUAAUCCAAAUUACACUGAUCAAUAUCAAGAUUUAAUGUGCAUUUACUUUGAAGAUCAUAAAACAAUGAUUGACUUUGUCAAUUAAGUAAUGAUGUAUCAACAAACCAUAAAGAAGCCAUUUAUAAUGUACUUUGAGAAAACUUUAAAUUAAAUAGCAUCUGCAACUAGAAUUCAAACUUGGUAUAGGGCAUAGAAAGAAUAGAGAAAAUUACUUUCAUACAAAAAUAUAGAUUUUACCAAGGCUAAUUUAUCUGAUAUGUAAUACUUUUAUUUUAAACAAUUUUUAGCUAUCAACGACUUUAUUUAAGACAAGACUCUUUAUUUAGAAGAAAACAUUUACCUUAAUCUUACACAGAUCACAAGUUAAGUAAAGACUCAUCUUACCUUUCCUGAACAGAAUCUUCAUUUUGAUGUCAAGGAUAAAAAUCUUAAGGCAGUGGUUGAUCCCCUGCACGAUAUAAUUAAAAGAUAUAAGGAAUAUACUCUGCCUUUUUGGCUUCUUAUAAAUCUCUACAUAAUUAACGACAAUGAGUUAAUCACAAUAAACUUUGACAACUUAAUGUCACUGAUACAUAUUAAUGAAGACAUGGAUUGCGAUAUAGUAAAUUACCAUGAAGUAUGCACUGAAUCUCACAUGCCAAACUAUAAAUUAAAGUUUGUUAGAAUGACUUUCAGAUCAGUCGAAGAAGCAAGAAGAAGAGCUGUAGUAUUAGGGUUGCUAACUUAUAGCAUUAUGAGUGGGCCUAAUGUCUUUGUAAAGCUCUUUACCUAGGAGCAUUUAGAGGAUUCUGUGUCAAGCAUGGAAAAUAUCUUAAAGAUUUGGAAGCUUUAUAACAUUGCCUAAAUUAAUCCUGGGGAAUUCGUUCAAAAUAUGAUGAAGCAACCUCAUCAAGGUCUGAUACUUAGUGAUGAAGACAUUAUGAAAUUAAAAACUAAUUAAGAUGAAAACUUUGCUUUGCAUAAUAACUAUGUUGGGAAUAGAAUGGGAAGAAGAUAGAGUAGUUAUAAUAGUUUCUAGAGUAUAAAUAACUUCACUUCACAUAUUCCAGGGAUGAUAAGAAUGAGGCUAAAAAAUGGACUAGGUAGGCAAAUCCUAAUGAAUGGAAGUCAAAUCAAAAACAUUUAUAAGGAUAAGAUGAAAAUGCUAGCUAAAUCUAUUACAAAGAUCUAGAGAGAUAUCUCAAGUGCUUAAGUAAGUAGUAGGAAUGAGAAAAUAUUUGGACUAUCUCAGUAACCAUCUACUGAGAGAGGAUAAUAGUUGUCCAAAGUAAUAAUUGAAAACAAGUCUCAAAAGACAAUGAGAAUUGAUCAUUAAAAUUUAGAUUAUAACCAAGCUAAAACAAGCAGAUAGUCUUAUAGAGAGCAAGCUAUGACCCUUAAUUUGAAUACUGAAAGAGCAAAUAAUCAUAUGAAGACAUAGCUGAUAAAAAAGGAUUAUUUUAAGCAAGUCAAAAUGCUUAGAGAUAUGCAAAGAGUCAAAUCAUUGAUCAAAGCAAAGCAUAACGCGGAUGAGUUGCGAUCUUAGAAUUUAGAACUUAAAAAGUCAUUGGCUUAAUCAACUUUGCAAGUUCUGGAAGAUAAGCGAAAAGAUAUUGAAAACUAUAAGGAAUAGCAGCUGAUUUUUAAGUAAAUAUACAAGGAUGAAGAACAGAGUUAAAAGACAUUCCUUCAGAGAAUGGUAAGUGAAGAGAAAUUUCUAAGACAAAAACUAAUUGAAAGAUAGAAAGACUAUGAUCAUAGAGACAAAAUAAUUUCAAGAAUAACGGUCAUUAAAUAAAAACACAAUCAUCAGCUGAAAAAGGAUGAAAGUACGAGAUUUAUUUAGUCAUUCGCUCAAGCUAAAAAUAUGAUUGAUAAGAAAAUUAAAGAAGGAAUAAAGCUGAAAAUUAAGAGAAAUGAAGUCGAGGCUAACAAAGAGAAAGUCAAAGAGAUUAAGGGUAAAUAUCACAAAAGUAUAUAAAGAGAGUAACCGGCAUCUGCAGUUAAGUGCGAAGUGUUCGAGCCUCUAUUUCUCGAGGGUUCUUUAUCUAGCAGAUAUUGA
Stylonychia lemnae is the source of this 3405-nucleotide messenger RNA. The record is from the annotation of a GenBank genome assembly. Lineage: Eukaryota; Ciliophora; Spirotrichea; Sporadotrichida; Oxytrichidae.